This is a messenger RNA of Anoplophora glabripennis (Asian longhorned beetle), 2542 nucleotides long. RefSeq names its product trifunctional enzyme subunit alpha, mitochondrial (gene Mtpalpha). The transcript has 8 exons. Gene Ontology annotation, biological process: fatty acid beta-oxidation. NCBI's taxonomy places the organism in Eukaryota, Metazoa, Arthropoda, Insecta, Coleoptera, Cerambycidae. The record is from RefSeq and is a predicted model, not a curated record. Bases 115 to 2394 code for a protein of 759 amino acids. Gene Ontology annotation, molecular function: long-chain (3S)-3-hydroxyacyl-CoA dehydrogenase (NAD+) activity; enoyl-CoA hydratase activity; NAD+ binding. Gene Ontology annotation, cellular component: mitochondrion; mitochondrial fatty acid beta-oxidation multienzyme complex.
AUUUUAUAUUAGGCCAAAGUCCAAGUUUAACUUUUAUUUUCGUUAGUCGGGUGUGUAUAACGAGUCGAGUUGCGUGAUUUUUUGGCGAAAGGUGAACCGGCUGAAAUUUCUAAAAUGUCGGGUUUAAAGUUACUCGGUGCAUUGUCUACAUUUUCUAGAAACAGUAUUAAAUUUAGUCCAAAAUUUCAAUUAAGAUGUAUGUCUGCAGGUGAAAUGAAACAUUUCAAAUUGAAAGUAGUAGAUAAUAUAGGAGUUAUUGUGGUGGAUUCCCCAGGAGUUAGAGUUAACUCUCUCAACGAGGAAGUCACGACUGAAUUCAAAAACCUACUGCCUCAGAUCGACUCCAAUUCCCAAAUCCAAGCGUGCGUUCUCAUCUCCGGGAAACCAGGAUGUUUCAUAGCCGGGGCCGACAUUGGCAUGUUGGAAACCGUCAAGACAGCAGAGGAGGCUGCGGAAAUGUCCCGAAUUUAUCAGCAGGUGUUACAGCAGGUCGAGGAUAGCAAGAAACCUUUCGUUUCCGCUAUCCAGGGAUCGUGUAUGGGCGGGGGAUUGGAAACUGCCUUGGCCACGCAUUACAGGAUAGCUGUCAAAGACAGGAAAACGGUUUUGUCAUUGCCAGAAGUAAUGCUGGGACUUUUACCUGGCGGCGGCGGUACCCAGAGGUUGCCCCGCUUAGUAUCCAUUCCAAACGCUUUAGACCUUAUGUUGACCGGCAAAAAUGUUAGGGCCGAUAAAGCUAAGAAACUUGGUAUAGUGGAUCUUCUGGUCGAUCCUCUAGGUCCUGGACUGGACAAUCCGGAAGCUAACACGAUAAGAUAUCUCGAAUCUGUAGCCGUGGACAUCGCCAAGCAGUUGGCGGCUGGUAAACUGCAAGUAGAGCGACGAAAGAACCUUCCGGACAAAAUCUUACAGCUCGCCUUGCAGUACAACUGGGUGAAAGAUCAGAUUUUCGGGAAAGCCAAGAAGCAAGUUCUGAAAGUGUCCGGUGGGUUGUAUCCUGCGCCACUUAAGAUCCUAGAAGUGGUACGAAUGAGACUGGACAAAGGCGAAGCGGCAGGUUUCGUAGCGGAGGCAAAGGCUUUCGGGGAGCUUGCUAUGACGCCGCAAUCCAAGGGACUGAUAGGUGUCUUCAGGGGACAGACCCAGUGCAAAAAGAAUAGAUUCGGCAAGCCCCAGCAACAGGCCAAAACCGUGGCCGUCCUAGGUGCCGGAUUGAUGGGCGCCGGUAUCGCCCACGUGUCAGUCGACAAGGGGUAUCAGGUCUUGUUGAAAGACACGAGUACAAACGGUUUAGCGAGGGGAGUCAACCAAAUUGAGACUGGGCUUAAUGGGGCUGUGAAAAGAAAACGAUUGACGGGCUUAGAGAAAGACAGGUUCCUAUCGAAUUUGGUUCCAACGUUGACUUACGACAAAUUUAACAAAGCCGAUAUAGUAAUCGAAGCCGUUUUCGAGGAUAUCAGCGUGAAACACAAGGUGCUGAAGGAGGUGGAGGCCGUCACAUCGCCGAACUGCGUGUUUGCUACCAACACCAGCGCUAUUCCCAUCUCCAAGAUCGCGACUGCUUCUAAGAGACCAGAAAAAGUUAUAGGCAUGCAUUAUUUCUCUCCCGUCGACAAAAUGCAGCUACUAGAAAUCAUCACGACCGACAAGACGAGCAAAGAAACUACGGCCUUAGCGGUGGACGUCGGUUUGAAACAAGGCAAAGUCGUGAUUACCGUCGGCGACGGUCCUGGAUUCUACACCACUAGAAUCCUGUCUGCCAUGAUGGCUGAAUCCGUAAGACUGCUACAAGAGGGCGUAGAGCCAAAAGACUUAGAUGGCCUUACGAAGAAGUUCGGAUUUCCCGUUGGGGCCGCUACGCUGGCCGAUGAGGUGGGCUUGGACGUAGCUUCGCAUAUCGGACCCGAUCUUUCAAAGGCGUUCGGCGAACGAUUCGGCGGCGGCGACUUAGGAGUGAUGCGGGACAUAGUCCAGGCGGGCUUCCUUGGCCGCAAAUCCGGGAAGGGCAUCUACGUUUACGAGAAGGGAAGAAAGAGCCGCGACGUAAACGCAGAGGCCCUGGAAAUAAUCAAGAAAUACUCGAUAGAGCCGAAGGGUUCGGUCGAGGACGAAGAUAGGACCUUGAGGAUGGUAUCGAGGUUCGUCAACGAGGCGGUCUUGUGCUUGGAAGAGAAAAUCCUAGCGAACCCCUUGGAGGGCGACGUAGGAGCAGUGUUCGGGCUCGGUUUCCCUCCGUUCACCGGCGGACCGUUCAGAUGGGUGGAUCAGUACGGGGCGGCCAAGCUGGUCGCUAAGAUGGAACAGUAUCAGGGUUCGUACGGUUUACCUUUCAAGGCCGCCCAGACGCUUUUGGAUAUGGCCAAGGAUGCCAGCAAGAAGUUCUAUCCUAAGUAGACCGUUUCUGUAUCGUGUGCCUUUUUGUAUACUGCGUUUUUGUUUCUUGUUUCAGUUACGUAUAUUUAUAAGGAUACUUUUAUACUAUUGUGCUAUUCGAGCCUUUGUAAUAUUCUAUUUUAUUAAUAAACUGUAUUGUACUAGUUGA